Molecule: messenger RNA, 1743 nt
Organism: Zingiber officinale
Lineage: Eukaryota; Viridiplantae; Streptophyta; Magnoliopsida; Zingiberales; Zingiberaceae
Product: CRM-domain containing factor CFM9, mitochondrial-like
Exons: 4
Coding region: 16-1686 (556 amino acids)
Molecular function (GO): RNA binding
Source: RefSeq, a predicted model, not a curated record
AUAUUCAUCUCCAACAUGCAGGCUCUCAGAAACUUACAAAGACACUGCUGGAAAAGUGUUUCACUUCUCGGAAAGAGGUGUUAUUCACAUGGGAUUACAUGCUUGAAAACGUGGCCGAAUAAUGUGCACUCAGUGCUGCCUAGAGAAGUUUAUUGUAAUUCUAUCAACCAGUUGGGUUCAACUUCUGGGCAUCGAUUUAUGUCGACAACAAGAGGAAGAAGCAUGCGGAGCAAGGUGGAGAAGAGAAUGCGAAGAGAAACAGGAAAAACUUUAAAAGAGAUCAGACGUGCAAAAAAAAUAAGAAAGAAGUUAAUGACAGAAGAGGAAAGGCUACUAUACAACUUACGUAGAGCCAAGAAAAAGGUGGGAUUGCUUCUUCAAAAGCUCAAAAAAUAUGAAUUGCCAGAGUUACCACCUCCUCGGCAUGAUCCUGAGCUUCUUACUCUUGAGCAGCUUCAGGCUUAUAAGAAGAUAGGUUUCAGAAAUAGAAAUUAUGUUCCUGUUGGAGUUCGUGGGGUCUUUGGAGUAGUUCAAAACAUGCAUCUCCAUUGGAAGUUUCAUGAGACUCUGCAAGUUUGUUGUGACAAUUUUCCUAGGGAAAAAAUCAAAGAAAUGGCAACCAUGAUAGCAAGAUUAAGUGGCGGCAUUGUUGUUAAUAUACACGAUGUGAAAACCAUUAUUAUGUUUCGUGGACGAAAUUACAGACAACCAAAGAAUCUGAUACCAAUCAACACCCUGACUAAAAGGAAGGCCCUAUUCAAAGCCAGAUUUGAGCAGGCUCUUGAAUCUCAAAAGUUGAACAUCAAAAAAAUUGAGCAAGAGCUAAGACACAAGGGUGUCAAUCCAGAGGACCCAAUUGCCAUGGCUAGCAUUCAGAGAAUUGCGACUACAUUUUUUAGGGCUAUUGAUGAGAAACAAGGAACUCCAUAUAUAUUCCAUGGGGAUAAACCAUCCACAGCAGAAAUUGUUGAUAAUCUAGAUGUGUCUAUUGAUGUACCUUCUGAGGACAGUGACCAGGAGGAACUUGACCGCUUUAUUCCAGAGAUUGAAGAUGCUGCAGACAAAGAGUGGGAAGAGGAGGAAGCGGUAGAGAAAGAGGAACUUUCAAGAAUUAGGUAUUGGGGAAAAGAUGACAUGGGUCGGUCAAGCAGGGCACCAAAUUGGAGAAGUGAUAAUUCAGAAGAUGAGGAUAGGGCUCAUGUAAGGCGUUGGAAUGGUACUUCUACUGGAUUGGGAAAUACAGAGAGGAAAAAUUGGGAUAGUGACAAUGACAUGUCGGCAGCUUCAGAAGAUGAGUGGGAUUAUGAUGACCAAGUGAGUGAUGCUGCAAUUGAUGUUGAUAGACAUAACUCCUAUAGUAAAGACAGGACUCGAGAAAGAGAGACAAAUAACAUAAAACAGAGAAAAAGCAGGGCUUCCCCAAAGGAAUAUUUGAGAGAUAGAGCUAGUAUAGAAACCAGAUGGAGGGAACAUGAAGAUAUCAACCUAGACAGUGAUGUUUUGGGAGAUUCAGAAGAUGCGGUUGGGGAAUCAGAAGAUGAGGAUGAACACAAUUUUGUGGAAUCAACAAUGGGCCCUUAUGAUUAUCUCAGCAAUGAAGAUUCAGAAGACAGCGAUAGCGGGAGUAGACAGAAGAUAAGUGCGCUUGAUGAGAAAAAGGGUGAUGAAAGAUGGGAUAGUGAUUAAUGAAUUAUGCGCCAACCUGCAACUCAUUUUAUGUGCAGGUGAAUGGAAGUAGCAAUU